AUGAGAAAAUUCGAACCAGUUUUCCUUCUUCUCCACCGCUACACUCGCAAACCCUUAUCUUCGGCCGCUCCUCUCUCUCACCAACCCUCUCUCCCCUCUCAAAUCUUCGCCAUUCUCUCUCGCCCCCAAUGGCGAAAAGACCCUUCUCUUAACGCCCUAAUCCCCUCCCUAACCCCUUCUCUUCUCUCUUCUCUCUUCAACCUCAACCCUGACCCUCUCACAGCCCUAAACUUCUUCCGGUGGAUCCGCCACAAACACGCCUUCACCCACACCGUCCGCACAUACGAGUCCCUCCUCCUUAUCCUCGUUCGCCACGGAGCCCUCCGUGCCGCCGAGAAUGUCCGCAACUCCUUGAUCAAAUGCUGCGCCUCCUCACAAAACGCCAGGUUUGUGCUCAAUCUCCUCCGCCGAAUGAACUCCGCCCCUGAGGAUCACCAACUCUCUUUUAAGCUCUCUGUCACUUCCUAUAAUAGACUCUUCAUGUGCUUGUCUCGCUUUUCAAUGGUUGAUGAAAUGAUAAGUUUGUAUAAGGAGAUGUUGGAUGAUAAUGGUAAUGGUAGUGGUAAUGGGAAUGAUGAUGUUUUCCCUAACUUGAUCACGUUGAAUACGAUGUUGAAUUCUUAUUGCAAAUCCGGGAACAUGGCUGUGGCAAGACUGUUCUUGACUAGGUUAUUAAGAUGUGGGUUUUGUCCUGAUUCGUUUACGUAUGCUUCAUUGAUAUUGGGUUAUUGUAGAAACAAUGCUGUAGAGAGAGCUUAUAGAGUGUUUCAGGUUAUGCCGAAGGGGAGGAAUGCGGUUUCAUAUACUAAUCUUAUGCAUGGGCUUUGCGAAGCUGGGCGGCUUGAUGAGGCUCUUAACUUGUGGUCGCAGAUGAGGGAGGAUGGUUGUUUUCCCACGGUUCGGACUUAUACCGUUCUCAUUGGUGCGUUGUGUGAGUCGAGGAAGGAGGUGGAGGCUUUGAGUCUUUUAGGGGAGAUGGUGGAAAGAGGUUGCGAGCCUAAUGUUUAUACUUACACUGUUUUAAUUGAUUACUUUUGCGAGGAGAGUAGGAUGGAGGAGGCAGUGGAAAUGUUAAACAAAAUGGUGGAGAAAGGCAUGGCUCCUAGUGUUGUCCCAUACAAUGCGUUGAUUGGUGGUUAUUGUAAACGGGGGAUGAUGGAGGAUGCCAUGGGGGUUUUGGGUCUGAUGGAGUCGAAGAAAGUUUGUCCAAAUGAGCGGACGUAUAAUGAGUUGAUUUGUGGUUUUUGUAGGGGUAAAAGUAUGGAUAGGGCAAUGGCUCUGGUAAAUGAAAUGGUUGAGAAUAAUUUGUCACCAAAUGUUAUUACAUAUAAUACGUUAAUCCAUGGGCUGUGUAAAACAGGCAUUGUAGAUAGUGCAUCUCGCUUGUUCCAUUUGAUGAUUAAAGAUGGCUUCAGUCCAGAUGAAUGGACUUUUAGCGCUUUUAUAGGCUGCCUCUGUAGAAUGGGCAGGGUUAGAGAAGCUCAUCAGAUCAAGGAAAAAAAUGUGAAAGCAAAUGGACAUAUAUAUACAGCCUUGAUUGAAGGUUACUGCAAAGGUGGGAAAAUUGAAUAUGCCCUAUUAUUGUUUAAAAGGAUGCUUUCAGAGGAAUGUAUGCCCAACUCAAUCACAUUCAAUGUAUUGAUAGAUGGCUUACGCAAAGAGGGUAAAAUACAAGAUGCAAUAUUGUUGGUGGAAGACAUGGUAAAGUUUGAUGUGAAGCCCACUCUUCAUACUUACACUAUUCUUGUUGAGGAAGUGUUGAAGGAAUUUGACUUUGACCGAGCUAAUGAGCUUCUCAACGAAAUCAUUUCAUCUGGAUAUCAGCCUAAUGUGGUCACAUAUACUGCUUUUAUCAAGGCAUAUUGUAUCCAGGGAAGAUUAGAUGAGGCUGAAGAGAUGGUGGUCAAGAUUAAUGGUGAAGGCGUGUUGCUUGACUCCUUUAUCUAUAAUUUAUUAAUUAAUGCAUAUGGAUAUAUGGGACUACUUGAUAGCGCAUUUGGUGUUCUCAAACGCAUGUUUGAUACUGGCUCUGAGCCUUCUUAUCAAACAUACUCUAUUCUAAUGAAGCAUCUAAUGAUUGAAAAAAAUAAGAAGGACAGCAAUCCUGUGGGGCUUGAUUUAAGUAAUAUAUCUGUCGACAAUGCAGAUAUAUGGAAUAAAAUGGAUGUUGAAAUCACUACUGUGCUCUUUGAGAAAAUGGCAGAAUGUGGCUGUGUGCCCAAUCUUAACACUUACAGCAAGCUUAUUAAAGGACUUUGCAAAGUAGGACGUUUGGACAUAGCCUUCAAUUUGUAUCAUCAAAUGAGGAAAAGUGGAACCUCUCCCUCUGAAUGUAUUCACAAUUCUCUUCUAAGUAGUUGUUGCAAGUUGGGAAUGUUCAUGGAAGCAGUGGCAUUGUUAGAUUCUAUGGUGAAGUGCAGUCAUUUAGCGCAUCUGGAAUCCUAUAAGCUUCUUAUUUGUGGGCUGUUUGAACAAAUGAACAAAGAGAAGGCUCAAGCAGUUUUUCAUAGUUUACUACGUUGUGGGUAUAAUUAUGAUGAAGUGGCAUGGAAAAUUCUAAUUGAUGGCUUAGCUAGGAGUGGAUAUGUUGAUCAAUGCACAGAAUUGCUGAGCCUCAUGAAGAAGAAUGGCUGCCAUUUGCAUUCUGAGACAUACUCUAUGUUAAUGCAAGAACUAAAUAGAGUUUAA
This is a messenger RNA of Sphenostylis stenocarpa, 2688 nucleotides long. NCBI's taxonomy places the organism in Eukaryota, Viridiplantae, Streptophyta, Magnoliopsida, Fabales, Fabaceae. The record is from the annotation of a GenBank genome assembly.